AUGGCCAUCAAAAUUUACUUUGGUUUUUAUUCCCUGAAACAAGACCUAAAGCUACGUUCAAUAAAGGGCUUAGUCACGGUGCUGGGGACGCCUGCGGAGGAGCAAGGAGGAGGGAAGAUAGAGCUGAUCAAGGCGGGAGCGUUCGACGGGCUGGACGUGGUUUUCAUGGCGCACCCGUCGCAAGAAGACGCGGCUUUCCUGCCCGAUGUGGCCGAGCACGAUGUGACUGUGAAAUACUAUGGAAAAGCUUCUCAUGCUGCUGCUUAUCCUUGGGAAGGAGUUAAUGCUUUAGAUGCUGCUGUUCUUGCAUACAACAAUCUGUCUGUUUUAAGACAGCAAAUGAAACCGACCUGGAGAGUUCAUGGUGUAAUAAAAAAUGGUGGCGUGAAACCUAACAUCAUUCCUUCUUACACUGAACUAGAGUUUUACUUGCGUGCCCCUUCAAUGACAGAUCUUGCUCUUCUGACAGAGAAGGUUGAGAACUGCUUCAGAUCAGCAGCACUGGCCACAGGAUGCAAAGUGGAAAUAAAAGGUGGUGAAAAUGAUUAUUACAACGUGCUUCCAAAUAAGAGCCUGCAGAAGGCUUACAAGGAGAAUGGAAAGAAGCUUGGAAUAGAGUUUAUAUCAGAAGACUCUAUCUUGAAUGGUUUGUCAGGUUCCACGGACUUUGGAAAUGUAACAUUUGUAGUCCCUGGGCUUCAUCCUUAUUUUUAUAUUGGCUCUGAUGCAUUGAAUCAUACUGAGGAAUACACAGAAGCUGCAGGGUCACAGGCUGCUCAGUUCUAUGCUUUGCGCACAGCAAAAGCUUUGGCAAUGACAGCCCUGGAUGUCAUUUUCAAGCCAAGUCUGCUGGAAGAAGUCAGGGAAGACUUCAGACAGGUGAAGCUAAAAGAAGAGGGGCAAAUAAAUCCAGUAGAAUCUAACAAAGAGUCCAGUGUUGGCACAGGAGCAUGUGCAUCAGGCUAA
This is a messenger RNA of Chaetura pelagica (chimney swift), 966 nucleotides long. It is a transcript of the gene PM20D2, whose product is annotated as peptidase M20 domain containing 2. Gene Ontology annotation, molecular function: dipeptidase activity. The record is from RefSeq and is a predicted model, not a curated record. Lineage: Eukaryota; Metazoa; Chordata; Aves; Apodiformes; Apodidae. The transcript is spliced from 7 exons. Bases 1 to 966 code for a protein of 321 amino acids.